Vitrella brassicaformis is the source of this 1480-nucleotide messenger RNA. The record is from the annotation of a GenBank genome assembly. Lineage: Eukaryota; Vitrellaceae.
GGCGUGGAUGUGGAAUCGGAGGACCUGGCGGCCAAUGCAACGACCCAAAGCGGUCUGGUUGUAUACUUUGACAUGGACGAGACUUUGGUCUACCUCGGUAGGUAACCGCACCCAUUCGGCAGGUGGUGAUGCAUGUGUGCGUGUGUGUGUCAUGCCUUGUGUGUGUGGGUAGAGAGGAAGAGGGAGGGCAUCGUUGACGAACGCCUGCACACUUUUGACCACAUAUAUAGUAGUCGCAGUCUCGUAGACGAGGAGGAUAUCACCGGCCCCGCGGCCCGGGUAGGUCAGACAACAGUUAUCAUAACACGCAGACAGGAACACCUCAUUGUUGCAGGUCGGCGUGCGCAAGGAUGUGAUACCCUUCUUGAUGCGUCUCAAGCACAUGGGCGUCCGAAUGAUGAUCUGGACGGCAGGUACUUUUCAUUUGUGUGGAUCUGAUCCGUCUCCUUGUGGCCGUGUUUCUCACCUUUGCAGGAACGAUGGAUGUGAGCGGAGCCUUCAAUCUGCAUCGAUCAUGACACAUGCAUGUCAGACUCUCCCUGUCUCGUGUCUCAGUAUGCGGACUACAUCCUUGACGCACUAGAGUGGAUGGCUGGUGGUCACACAGUCUGGUGAAAAGCACUUCGAGCACCGGUGACCAAACCCGCCCAUCAGCGGCGAAGGCAUUCCGGUGUGUGCGUGUGUUGACAGUUACUACCGUGACACAGUGGCGACCAUGCCAAGCAAGACCAAGGACCUCGUCGUUGCCACAGGGGGAGACAUCUCGCAUGCUGUCUUGGUCGACAACAAGUACAGUACACAGACAGAGACACAGACAGACAUUCAUGUGUAUGGCGCGUGGAUCUCGAUUCCCGAUCCGCCGUGCUGUGCAGCAAGCAAUCCGGCCUGUGUCAUCAAGAGAACUUCAUUUGGGUGCCAGAUUUCGUCGGACAAGUGGAUGACCUCUUCAACAUUGAGGUAAACAUAGGGGGCGGACGCAUGGCGCACGCAUCCAUGGUGUGAUGGCUUGACUUCUUUUGUCUGCCCACGUGCGGUGCGCAGACCGGCCCCCUUUUCAAACACCUCAUCUUCGAACUCCACAACCGCCUGCUGAACAGUGAGCACACACGAAAACACGCCAGCCGUCCGUCUGUCUGUUUGUGUUUGUGUCUCAUCGGUGCAGACCAGCCCCCCGACGUUCGUUGUCCUGGAGCCAAAAAGUUCAUUCAGUUGUGGCAGAGGCACGCCCACUACCACCCGCGUCCGCCCCCAGCUACCUGCCUUCGAGCCGCCGACCCGCAGUGCGGUGAAGAACCAAUGGCAUCCUGACCGAGAGACAAGCGCACCCGACUCAAAGCCAGUUUGUUGACGAGAAGAGGAGGCCAUUGCACGACGAGAGAGGUCGUGCAAAGAAGGCGGUUCCUUUUCUUUUGCCAUGGCCGAGACCGAUCAGUCAGUCAUCCGUACGUUGAUUGAUUCGAGGGAGAGACAUCAAACUGUG